UAAACACCUCGCUCCUUCUCCUGCUUCCGCGGUCACACAAUCCGUAACAUUGUUGAGUUGUCCGAGCAUUAAGUGAUGGGCAUAUCACAACAUGGUAACGACGACUCGAAGAAAGAUUUCUGUAAAAAGUAAAGAGAUAUAAUAAGACUUGUUUAUAUAGAAUAAUUAGCUGUAAAUAGCUGUACAGUGAAGCACUGUGACCGGAGCCGUUUAAUACAGUAAUUCGAGAAAAGGUCGGUUCCUGAGUUCAUGCAAGGACGAGGAUGGCGUCCGGUCGGCUUCUCGUGCUUCUGGCAACAGUUAGUGUGAUCCUGCAAGCCGGGUCUUCCGUUAUAGCUGAAGCCGACGAUCAUUAUUCAGGUUUGGAGACCACAGCGGGAGAGGACCUGCCUGGCGAAGACCUCGGCGCUUCCUCUGACGAACUGGUUGUAAGUCAGGACGAAUAUGACGAUGACCAAAUUUCCGACAGUUCUGAUAAUGAUACGAUAAGCGACCCAGGGCGUCAGAAUAAGCUCAUUACGAACGACGACACCUUCACGACCUCGCUCCUGAUGGACAUUCGGGACAUCCUUUACCGGGACAAGGAGCAGAGCAGCCCGCCGGAAGCCGUGACUCAGCAGCUGGAGGACCUGAGCGAGAGCACCAAGGACGCCCUCGAGGGCAUGGCGAGCAGCGUCGCGCGCCUGCGGGAAAACACCGACCAGAAGGUGAGUAUUGUGCUCGAGACAUUCUCCACCCUCAAGUUGCUCGUCCUGAGCCAGGGCGAGCAGCUGAGGGCGCUCGCGGGGAGGCUGGAGGCGGUGGAGAGCAAGACCACCUCCUUCCACACGGAGAUGCGGAGCCUAAAGCGCUCGGUGGAAGAGGUGGAGCUGGCGGUGCGAGAGCGCAAGGCCCAGGCGGACGUGUACGCCUACUUCGGCUCCAACCACCUGGACGACGCGCCGCCCGAGCCGCCCGCCAACCUGACGGACCUCGACGAUCGCAUUGGGACGGCGAGCCACUCGCUCGACGCCCUCACGUCCAAGAUGCAGCUCAUCUCCAGCGCCGUCGACACCAUCAGGGGCGAGCUGCAGAAGGUGCAGCUGAACGUCACGGACCUCGAAGUAGCUCCCUCGGCCGAGGAAGGAGUCUCUGAGACAACGCCUGGCCCCGCGGCGUGCGAGUGCGACACGGCAGAGCUGGAGGUCUCCGUGGCCAAUCUCCGCGAGGAUCAGCGCGAGCAGAAGGAGAGCCUGCAGGAGAUCACGAAGAAGGUGGAGGACCUCGCCGGCCUCCACGACUCGGUGCGGCGCGUGAACGGCCUCGUCACAGCGCACGGAGGCCGUCUGAGGGAGGCCGAGGAAAAGCUGCAGGGCAUGACGACGGUGAAGAAGGACGUGGUGGCCGUUCAGUCCAGCCUCCAGCACCUUCAGGAGGAGAUGAUGGACAGCAAGAGAACUGUCAUCACCGGGAACGGCACCGUCAGCGUCAGCAUGAAUAAUCUGUGCGUGUGGCCGUACAAGCGAGGCGGCGGCGGCUGCUUCCACGUGCACACGGACUCGCGCCUCAGCUGGUCGGACGCCCGGGAUCGCUGUCGCCAGAUGCAGGGCGACCUGGCGGCGCCGAAACGCUACGGCCUCUUCAGACAGUUCAUGAUCGAGCAGAGGCUGGGCCGCGCCUACACCUACUGGCUGGGUGCUUCUGACGCCGAGGAAGAGGGCGCGUGGCUGUGGGUAGAUGGGCGCCAUGGCUCUCGGGCGUGUGGGCGUCCAACCAGCCCAACGAAGGGCGCGCCGCCAACUGCCUCGCCGUGA
Molecule: messenger RNA, 1793 nt
Organism: Penaeus vannamei (Pacific white shrimp)
Lineage: Eukaryota; Metazoa; Arthropoda; Malacostraca; Decapoda; Penaeidae
Product: C-type lectin domain family 4 member M
Source: RefSeq, a predicted model, not a curated record